This is a messenger RNA of Polyodon spathula (Mississippi paddlefish), 2002 nucleotides long. RefSeq names its product tetraspanin-8-like. The transcript is spliced from 8 exons. The record is from RefSeq and is a predicted model, not a curated record. Gene Ontology annotation, cellular component: membrane. NCBI's taxonomy places the organism in Eukaryota, Metazoa, Chordata, Actinopteri, Acipenseriformes, Polyodontidae. Bases 54 to 731 code for a protein of 225 amino acids.
CAGAGAAGCAAGCGGACGAACCCUGCUGGGCUCUUGACGUGCACACUGUGAAAAUGGCUGGAGUUAGCGGCUGCAUGAAGUACUCGAUGUUUUUUUUCAACUUCUUGUUCUGGCUCUGUGGAUGUUUCAUACUUGGAGUUUCAAUUUGGCUUCAUGUGAGCAAAGAUGUCCAGCAUACCGUACAAGCUGACAUCCCUGCUGUCAACCUUAUGAUUGCCAUUGGGGCCAUCAUAAUGGGGCUUGGAUUUUUUGGCUGCUGUGGUGCAAUCCGAGAGAGCAGGUGUCUGCUUCUUCUGUUUUUCAUUGGCUUGCUCUUCGUCUUUAUCCUCCUGGUCGCUGCAGGAAUCUUGGGGAUUGUGUACAGAUCGAAGGCUGAAGGGAUGCUUACAGACACUCUUAAAAAGUACAUUCCCAUUGAUAAACAGUCAGAUGAGUUCAAGACUGACAUUGAAAACCUGCAAACUCAGGGCAAGUGCUGUGGACUGAUCAGUGGUGUCCAGGACUGGGGAGCUGCAGUUCCAUCCUCCUGCAAUUGCAAGGGGGAUCCCGCUUCAGACUGUGUGUCCUAUAAAGGCACUGACGUGUACAAACAGCCUUGCCUGCAGUUCCUGACUGAUAUGGUGUCUAAACACGCUGGGAUUAUUCUCGGAGUGGCCUUCGGGCUGGCAGUUGUCAUGCUCUUCGGUUUGGGUUUCUCGAUGUCACUCUACUGCCAGAUCGGCACAAAAUGAGAAGACCCAAGACCGUGUUCUAAUUCUCAGCAAUGGCUCCUGGCUUCUCGCACACGCAGAAAAUGAACACGAAUGGUUACAGAGCUUUUUUUAAUGUAAGCAAUUAAAUCGAAAAACGUUUUUAACGAAGUAACGACUUAUGCUUUGCCAUUAACCCAAAUGGUGUAAGUGCUGUAUUUGUUGGCUGUGUAUUACUAGUGGAGGUAAAUAUUUGAUAAAAUGUUUUCUUUUUUUUAACUUCUGGUAUGAAGGGAAUUGUGUAGUUUUUACUAAAUGCUGUUUUAAUAGCUUAUAUUUACAUUUGUAUUGCCAAAUAUGUUCUGAACCCCUGCAUAUUAAAGGUAGCUCAUGUUUUACUGUAUGCUGGUUGAGGGGGAGGGGGGUUUACCAUCUGAACAUGUCAUACAUGAGGAGCUCUCUGUGGACAUGUACUGCUUUUAUAGAGUGGAGGCAAUGUGGAUAAUGUUUAGUUAACACUGAUCCAAGCUAUUGAAAGUAUCAGGAUUUGAUUAUAUAAAGCAUGGUUGUGUUAUUGUAUACAUACAUGCAUACCUCGCACUUACUGUACAUUGUUAGUCACAUUUAGAGAACCUCUUAUCCACCUGUUCCCACAAGUAUAAGUACAGUAUAAGUAUCUGAUGAUAUUAGGAGGCGCUGUACCUGCCUAUCUGUUCCUACGUCACUCUUACAGUGGAUACAUGUCAUUGUGAUCUACUGUCUUCCUAAUGCUGUUAGCGCUAAUAUUGUAAUCACAGCUGUGCCAGGUAUGCGUGGUGCUAUUAUAAUGCCAGCUACGAACGGUAUCUAUUGUUAUGACUCAAGCUUGUAAAGGCUAUUUAAAAAGAGCCUCGUACUGACAGCGCAGCAAACAUUGGCAAGCACUUACAUCAUUUCUUAUCAAAGUAAUCUUCAUGUUAUUGCUUGGGAAUAAGCAUGCCUGUCUCACACAGGAAGUCUCUCCCACUAUUUCAGUUUAUACUGGAAUAAGGACUUUACUGCUUAGUAACUAUCUAUUCUGUCAUUCUUUCUCACUGAUAGGGUUCUUUGCUUCUGGUGUUUGUUUUUGAGGAGCGGCAAAAAUACUGUAUAAAGCAAUCACCUAUGAAAUGUUUGCAUUCGGUUUGUACAAUUAUUUUGAGCCGUGGCAAUCAAUAACUUGGUGCUUCAUUGAAACUGUGUUAACUCUGUGCCAGUAGUGCAAGGCAUUUGUUGCGUUAGUUGGAUUUUUCUUUUUUCUUGUCUGUAUAACUCUAAAUAAAUACUGAAAAACA